AUGCUCUUUACCAUCCUUUCGCUUCUAGUCACUGUCGCAAAGGCGCAGAACAGUACAAUAGCUGAAGCAACUCAAAUCGCUGUCUACCCACCCUUCCCGAUCCGCAAUGGCACAAACAUGCAACAUAUCCAACGCGCCUACGAAGUCUCUUUCAUCAGUGCAAUCUCAACUACGACUCUCGUCUAUGCGAUAUCAUGCUCACCUCUGACCACCAUGACGCGCUUCAACGAUGUCUGCGGUACAUCUUACGUUCCUAAUAUCAUCACUGUGACCGAGAGUCCAGACGAGUGGCACUGGAGUGCUCAAGGCAAAAGCCUCGAGUGCACGAACCUUCGUGAGAAGACCAAGACUUGCACGAGCAUCACCAACAACUAUGGGAGCAAUAUCGCGCCUGGCACACAGGACGGAUCAGAUUUCCUCGCGGGAUUCUUGGAGUACUUCACGACCAUGACGCCUGUUGCCGUGAACUUGACCGCUGGAUUUGGAAAUGUGCCCGCGACUGUUCUUGAGAGCCUCGAGAACGAUGCAACUGGGCUUGUGAACAUACAGACAAGCAGCCUCAAUGGCACUUCGUCCAGAACUGAGCCUACUUCGACAGGUGUCAGUGCGGCAUCUCUCAGUGCGACAAGCCCUUCGGGGCCUACCGGAAUCAGCAGCUCACUACCUGGUGGCAGCAGUACGUCAGCUUUGACUCAAACUACAAAUGCUGCUCCUAGAGCUACUGGUGCUGUUGGCCUCGAGCUGCUUUUCGGUGCGGCUGGUGUAGUUGGAGCUGGCAUUUUUGGGCUUUGA
Ascochyta rabiei is the source of this 792-nucleotide messenger RNA. RefSeq lists its product as uncharacterized. Lineage: Eukaryota; Fungi; Ascomycota; Dothideomycetes; Pleosporales; Didymellaceae. The transcript is spliced from 2 exons. Bases 1 to 792 code for a protein of 263 amino acids. The record is from RefSeq and is a predicted model, not a curated record.